UCUUAAUGUUUUUCAUACAAAAGUAUUAAUCAAGUCAGCUUUAUUGUCAUAUGUGUCGUAGUGUGGGUAAAUAAGAUGCAGUCGGUUACCACAACAUGUACAAAGCGUACUGGAGUAGAAGACGGGCUUUCACAACUACAUUUGUUGUCAUUAGAUUGUGCAAAUUAGGUAGUAUAGUGUUUGCUACACCUAAUGAUUGUGGACAACGUAAAAAACGAAACCCUUGCAGGGGGGUCAUGCUCGUCCAAUCUUUAUUCAGCAUGCCCCAAAAACAUCCACGACCUUUCAUCUCCACAAUGGCCGCUCUCCGCUGAUUCAUCCAAUGCUGUAGACUUGAUGAGUGCGGUCCAUUUCUAGGUCAGUGAAAAGCAUACUAAGCUGCUGAGUUGAAUAGGCCGCAGGGAGGGGAGGGGCCCCUGUUAUCCAAAAACACACUAAACUAAAAGCCCAUUUGAACAUCACACAGCCACGGAUGCCUUGCCACAAAGCAGCAGCUCAAUGUAGGUAGCCUUCUUUUUUGCACAGAAUUGGAUAAAUAAUGGAAGUAGCAGGAUGACCACAAUCAAUAAUUUAACAAUGACGUCAAUACAAGAACUGUAUCAAAAUUUCUGUCAUGAAGCAACAAGUGUUUACAAUUACAGUUGUCUCAAGCACGAUGACAGCGCCUUAUUUCCCAGCGAGGUCAGUCCUUUUCCGCAAGGAAUCGAAUGGGGUGACCUACAGAGUACCGGCGUUGCUCUACCUGCCCCGAUGCAGCUCUUUCCUGGCCUUCUGCGAAGAGAGGCUCAGUCCGUCCGACUCCCAGGCUCACCUGCUGGUCAUGAGGAGAGGGACUUUCUACAGGAACUAUGUUGAGUGGGAAGACAUGAAUGCACUCGGAACGGCCUACUUGCCGGGCCACCGCUCCAUGAACCCGUGCCCAGUGUACGACGACUUCACAGGUACCCUCUUCCUAUUCUUCAUCGCCAUUCUGGGUCACACCACCGAGUCCUUCCAGCUGGCCACGGGGAAGAACUUAACGCGCCUCUGCUACGUCUCCAGCACGGACAAAGGUGUCACGUGGAGUCCGGCCACUGACCUCACGCAGCAGGUCAUAGGAGACACCCUCAAAGAAUGGGCCACCUUUGCGCUAGGCCCAGGCCAUGGCAUCCAGCUCAAGUCCGGUCGCCUCCUCGUCCCCGCCUACGCCUACCACAUCGAGUGCAAGCAGUGCUUCGGAAAGCUGUGCCAGACGUCCCCGCGCUCCUUCUGCUUCCACAGCGACACCCAUGGGCGAACCUGGUGUUUCGGGGAGACCGUCCCGGGCCCCGAGACCGUGGAGUGCCAGGUGGUGUCGGUGGAUGAGGAGGACGGGACCAACUUCUUGUACUGCAAUGCGCGCAGCAGGCUGGGCUUCAGGGUUCAGGCCCUGAGUCUGGAUGACGGGGCCACCUUCCAGGAGGGUCAGCUGGUGCAGCGGUUGGUGGAGCCUCGGAAUGGUUGUCACGGUAGCGUGGUGGGCUUCCCGGCUCCGCUACAUUUACAUCUUGAUCUACGCUUACGGCAACUCACCCAGUCCUCCAGACAUAAUUUGACCUCUCUCGUCCCAUCACAAAAAACAACCUCGCCAGAUUUCCUCUCCCCUACAUGGGUGGUAUACUCCCACCCAACAUGGACCAGCGCACGGAAGGACCUAGGUGUCUUCCUGAGUCUUUACCCCCGCGACCCCGACAGCUGGCGCGGGCCCUGGGUGAUCUACGAGGGUCCGUGCGCCUACUCCGACUUGGCGUACGUGGAGCUGCCCCCGUCGUACGGCUCUCCUCCCGCCGUGGCCUUCGCCUGCCUGCUGGAGUGCGGCGCCAGGACUGCCUACGACGAGAUCUGUUUCUGCAUCUUCACGCUCUACGAGCUCAUCGAUAACCUCCCGCCAGGCAAGACACUUGUACAUCAUGAUGAUAACAAACAGCAAAGGCAUGAGGCCAAAGCAGGCGGAUGUGAAGCCCUACACGUGAAGAAGAGGAGGAGGAAGCUUGGUGACUUUUGUGCUCUGUCUUAAAUUGAGUUUAUAUCCCUUGUCCAAUCAUAUGUCGUACAAUGUUCUUUUAUUUAACCUGUCCUCGGCUAUUGGUUAAAAAGGUCUAAAGGAAUU
This is a messenger RNA of Hippocampus comes (tiger tail seahorse), 2128 nucleotides long. RefSeq names its product sialidase 4 (gene neu4). Lineage: Eukaryota; Metazoa; Chordata; Actinopteri; Syngnathiformes; Syngnathidae. The record is from RefSeq and is a predicted model, not a curated record. Bases 614 to 2035 code for a protein of 473 amino acids. Gene Ontology annotation, cellular component: cytoplasm; membrane; intracellular membrane-bounded organelle. Gene Ontology annotation, molecular function: exo-alpha-sialidase activity. The transcript is spliced from 3 exons. Gene Ontology annotation, biological process: oligosaccharide catabolic process; ganglioside catabolic process.